Apus apus (common swift) is the source of this 4046-nucleotide messenger RNA. RefSeq names its product septin 2 (gene SEPTIN2). Gene Ontology annotation, molecular function: GTP binding; GTPase activity; molecular adaptor activity. Gene Ontology annotation, biological process: regulation of exocytosis; cell division; cytoskeleton-dependent cytokinesis. The transcript is spliced from 13 exons. Bases 80 to 1168 code for a protein of 362 amino acids. Lineage: Eukaryota; Metazoa; Chordata; Aves; Apodiformes; Apodidae. The record is from RefSeq and is a predicted model, not a curated record. Gene Ontology annotation, cellular component: cell division site; microtubule cytoskeleton; synaptic vesicle.
CCUUCGCUGGCGGGACGCGCGCGCGGGAGCGGCGGCCGGGGCGGCGGUCCGUGAGAUCUGUUCCCCACCUUCCAUAAAAAUGUCCAAGCAGCAACCUGCUCAGUUUACCAAUCCAGAAACCCCUGGCUAUGUUGGAUUUGCAAACCUUCCCAAUCAGGUUCACCGGAAGUCUGUGAAAAAGGGCUUUGAAUUUACUCUUAUGGUGGUUGGUGAAUCUGGAUUGGGAAAAUCUACAUUAAUAAACAGCCUCUUCUUGACAGACCUCUACCCAGAAAGAAUAAUCCCAGGAGCUGCUGAGAAGAUUGAGAGGACUGUGCAGAUUGAAGCCUCAACAGUGGAAAUUGAAGAGAGGGGUGUGAAACUACGUCUGACGGUUGUAGAUACACCCGGCUACGGGGAUGCUAUCAACUGUAGAGACUGUUUUAAGACCAUCAUCUCUUACAUUGAUGAGCAGUUUGAGCGAUACCUGCAUGAUGAGAGUGGUUUGAACAGAAGGCAUAUUAUAGAUAACAGGGUUCAUUGCUGCUUCUAUUUCAUUUCACCGUUUGGUCAUGGCCUUAAGCCUCUGGAUGUUGAGUUUAUGAAGGCCAUACACAACAAAGUAAAUAUUGUACCAGUGAUUGCAAAAGCUGAUACUCUUUCUCUGAAAGAGAGAGAAAGACUAAAGAAAAGGAUUCUUGAUGAAAUAGAAGAGCAUGGCAUCAAGAUUUAUCACCUGCCUGAUGCUGAAUCAGAUGAGGAUGAAGAUUUUAAAGAGCAAACCAGACUCCUGAAGGCCAGCAUUCCAUUUUGUGUAGUGGGAUCCAAUCAACUCAUUGAAGCCAAAGGUAAAAAAGUUAGAGGUCGACUCUACCCAUGGGGUGUAGUUGAAGUGGAGAACCCAGAACAUAAUGACUUCCUGAAGCUGAGGACCAUGUUAAUCACCCAUAUGCAAGAUCUUCAGGAGGUGACCCAGGAUCUUCACUAUGAGAACUUCCGCUCAGAGAGGCUCAAACGAGGUGGCAGGAAAAUAGAAGAUGAAGAAGUAAAUAAAGACCAGAUUCUGCUUGAAAAAGAAGCUGAACUUCGUCGCAUGCAGGAGAUGAUUGCAAGAAUGCAGGCACAGAUGCAGAUGCAGAUGCAAAGUGGAGAAGGAGAUAGUAGUGCAGUUCAUGGACACCAUGUAUAAAGUCUUUGAGUACUUAAAGGAGACCUUCUGGAGUUGAAUUUGGUGUUACACCAGGCCAGAUACCUUUUGCCCAACGUGUGACUUGGAGUUUGCUUUAGAGUUUGAUGUGGAUGUGCUUUGUGAUAACUCUUGUGAUACGUAUUUUAUAACAGGUAGUCAGUUGAUAUUUUAUAUAUUAUACACAUUUGAGUUUGGUUUUGUUUAGUAAUUCUUAUAUUGAGCUUAUUAGGAAUACAAAAUAAACCUUGAAACUUUUCUAGCCUGAUGUGGCAUUAGAUAAUAAUUUUUUAGUAUAGUUUAUUAGCUCCUUGCUUUUAACUUCACAUUACUUUUAGGAAUAAGCAGCUGUCAGUGGUACCUUGUUCAGUGGCAUGUAACAGUCACCUCACUAGGGAUCCCUGCAAGGUUAGUUUUAUGUUUUUUGCAGUGUUUACAGGGAUGUGUCUGUGAGACCAUCAGGCCUUUUUCUGUCUCUGCUCAGUGCAGAUGAUUUCCUUGGACUCUGCAAGUAUCAAAAUUCAAGCAUGCCUUUUGUCUUAACAAAAGAAAUAAGAGGAAAUGCCUCUUUGAGGGGCAUACUGUAUUUUACAUGACAGGCACAAUUUCCUUCAGAUUUAACCUUGAGGGACAUAUCUUCUUUAUUGUUUGCCUAAAAUUUCUUAGUCUGUUGCAGAUAAUUUUUAAGAGUUUCUUGUAGGUUAGCACAAAUCAAUCCUGCUAUUUUCUGGCACUACUGUGGCCAAAUAAACUUGAAUAAUGCUGAUACUGUUAACUGAGGUAAACCCCAAAGAGUAGUUUUCUAUGCAAGGGCAUUCCCUAUAUCCAAAUGCAUAAGGAAUGCUGUAAUUCCCAAUGAGUAUUUUCAUAGGUUUUUCACGGCACUGCAAACUGUUAAUUGCAGUAUAAAAUCUAUACUAGCACACUUCUCUUUUUUUAAAGUGAUCUGUGCCUGACAGCAUCAAUGCAAACUGUAUUUUAAGGUCUUGCUCCAAGAUGGAGUUAGCAGUAUUACUUUGGAAGUGACUCUGGCAAGUUAUGCUUUUUAGAGGCCACUUUCCUUGACACUGAUAGUAAAGGAGACUGGUUUGUAGCUUGGCUGGACUUCUACAUAUCAUGUCUGGUAUUUUAUUUGCAGAACAUAACAGCUUCUGAUGUACAGCUACCUCCAUGGCAGCUGGUAGGGGAAGCAAUAAUACACUGUGGUUGUUUUUUCUGCUGCUUUUGAUAAAGCCAGCAAUCAGAUUUCCUAAUCUCAUCUGUUACUAAAUGUUAUUAUCUGAACAGCUAAUAAAUAGAAUUGCAACUUUUUUCUCUUCUUUGAGCUCAGGUGCAGCUGUGAUUGUAUUUUUAAAUUUUUGUUUAAUCUUUCUUCAAAAAAAAUAAGAGUAUUUCUCCAGGUAACGUAUAAUUUCAGUGGUACUUAAGAGGUUAGGUUAAAUAUAAACCUGCUAAGCAACUGAAAUUUUUACCUGCCUAAAACUGCUGUUGAUGAAUUGGUUUGUAUUUGAAUCUUUCUAAAAAUGUGAAGUAAAAAUCUUGCAUCUUAGCUUUUACCUGGGGAGCUCCAGUUUUGUUCUCAAAAGCAAUUGCUGUCCAGGUUUUUAACAACUCAUUUGACCUUCCCUAACCUUGCCAAAAGUGAAAAUGAGAACCUUUGUGUAAAAUGAGAUGCAUAGAAAUGUUAAGUCCCUAUUUGUCAGGUAUUGAUGUGUAAAACUUAGAUGGAACAACUUUUAAGUUCUUGUCUUGCUAUUUCUGAAGAGUGUGUAGAAACAAAGUAAUGUGGCAGUAUUGUCAGAAAGCACUCCAGAUCACCUUGCUUAUUUCUAAAUCUUUUGACAUGUUGUUGUGAAUCAGUUGUCAUCAAUUUACCAAAAGAAAGUGACUGUGAAGUUAUCAAUUACUUGGUGAAGUCACGUGCUGUUCUUCAGUUGCCACAAACCUGUUGGUUGUUUUGGUUUUUUUUCCUGAUAAUGCAGCAUUUGUCUACUUUUAAGCUAUUCCCUGGUAUCUCUGUUAAGUGUUUGGAACUCUGUAUGCUUCAGAUGCUGUUGCCAAGGAGAGCAACUCCGGGACAUUUGUGUUGUCACCUAUAAGCUUGGUAGGGUAUGGUAGUGAACCUGUACUUGAAGCAAAACUGUGAAAUCAAAAAUGUAUGCCAAGGGGGAGUGGCUGUACAUGUAACUCUGUAUGUUGGGUUUUUUUCCUUCAUUUUCUAACAUGGGAACAAAAGCAGAUUGUGCAUUUAGUGGUUUGGUCACUUCCUGUUGAAUUCUUUUAGGCAAUAUCUUCUUCUUUGAAAUACCAUUGUUAAAAUACUAGAUGGAGAAGAAGUAUUCUGUUUGAUUCUUAGGCAAAGAAUUUUCCAUCUGCACAUUCUAGCAGGAGGAAUAUUUUCAUAUAUUUCUUUUGUUUUUAAUAGGGAAAAGCAAGUUUAUGGCACUUGCCAUUUUAACUGAAAUACUUAUAACAGCUAAUUGUUUCUUCUUCCAAAGUCUUUGGGCCAGUGAUUCAUAGUGUGCUUGAUGACUCUGAAGAUCUACUUCCCUGUCACUUUUCUUGUGAUGGUGUUGGAGUUAAUGGCUUCAUGGUAAGACAUGAAAAGUGAGUCUUGUUUUCUCAGAUUCUGUCUCAGACAGACUCAACUACUGGUAGAAGAAAGACUUGGAGACAAAAGGUAGAUGUUUGGUGGCUUGCUGAGCUGGCCACAGUUCUUUUUCUGGUACAGUAAUGCUUUAUUUUAGGAGCCAAAAUUAUUUUUGAAUUUGCAGAUGUUUAUGGUUGGUGUCAAAAGUUACUUGCUCUUGGUACAGAAUUCUGUUAUAUUCUGUUUUGUGUACUGUCAUUAGCCAAACUGUAAUAAAAAUGCUAAAAUACA